Messenger RNA from Saprolegnia parasitica CBS 223.65, 982 nucleotides. RefSeq lists its product as hypothetical. The transcript has 7 exons. NCBI's taxonomy places the organism in Eukaryota, Oomycota, Saprolegniomycetes, Saprolegniales, Saprolegniaceae. The record is from RefSeq and is a predicted model, not a curated record. Gene Ontology annotation, molecular function: cysteine-type deubiquitinase activity. The annotation marks the transcript as partial. Gene Ontology annotation, biological process: protein deubiquitination.
CGAUGGCGUCGAGGAACGAGACGGAAGGCCAGGCCAAGCAGCGCCACAAGCUCGAAGCGCGGGAGUGGCAGAACCAGACCAAGCUGCUCCAGAAGAAGUGGAAGAAGGAGAAGAAGUCCAAGAAGGACAUUGAAGACGAGCUUGUCCGCCUCGAGCAAGAGAUGAAGGAACGCCAUGCCGCCGAGCUUCUCGCCUUUGCCAAGGACGACGAUGAGACGGUGAUCGACGAUGCAGCGCCACCGGCCACCGACGCGCCGCCGGCAUCUACCAACGCCAAGCUCGAGAAGGCGCAGCGCAAGCGCGAGAAGAAGAAGCAGGAGGAGAAGGACCGGCAGCUGCGCAUCGACGAAGAGUCCAAGAACGUCGUGAGCGAGCGCAAGAUCGAGCUCGACCAGAUUGCGCUGCAGCUGCAGUCGCUAACCAUGACGAUCCACGAGAUUCCGUCGGACGGUCAUUGCUUGUACCACGCGAUUGCCGACCAGUUGCGACGCAUCGGGCAGCUGCCGUCCACGGGCGCUCUUCCGCCGCACCUGUACCUGCGCCAGCUCACGGCAGCGUCGCUCCGUGCCAACGCUGAUGACUUUAUGCCGUUUGUGGAACUCAACUACGAGUCGGACGAGUCGCUCCAAGACCAAUACGCAGCCUACUGCCACCGCGUCGAGCACUCGUCCGACUGGGGCGGGCAGAUCGAGCUGCGGGCGCUCGCACAGAGCCUCCAGCGUCCGAUCCAUGUCUACGCGGCGGGCUCGGAGGUCCUCGUCAUGGGCGACGACUUUAGCGCUGCCCACACGGCGCCGCUGCGUGUCUCGUACCAUUUGCAUUACUAUACGCUCGGCGCCCAUUACAACUCGGUCGUGGCCGCAACCACCACCGACGACGACGACGACGAGCAUCUGUAGACGCUGGAGCACGAGCACGGGUGGCGCUGCAAACACCUCGGUGGCAUCGAAUCAAUAUGUACAUCGAAUACAACGCUAGGUCG